AACUUUUAACAGUUACAUUUCACUGAUCUUCUUCGUAGAAUCAACGCUGUUUUCUGUUGUUACAAUAUUUAGACUUUUCGUACUGAAAUGACGACUUCUCAACUCGGAAAUUUGACCACCCGAGCAGCACUUGAAUGCAGCAUCGCUCCCCCCACCCGGCUGUGCUGAGCUCGAGGAGCAGCUAGUCACCAAUCAGAGGCCAGAGCUCUGAAGCAGCGUCACAGUUUCACAUCAGCUCCUCCGCUUUAAGAGCAGCUCGUCUCCACUGGUUUCAUUACACUUUUUCUCCCACUCAGAGAAAGAAGAGAAGAUGGCAAGAACCAAGCAGACCGCUCGUAAGUCCACCGGAGGCAAAGCCCCCAGGAAGCAGCUGGCCACCAAGGCUGCCCGUAAGAGCGCCCCUGCCACCGGCGGCGUGAAGAAACCUCAUCGUUACAGGCCCGGUACCGUGGCUCUCAGAGAGAUCCGUCGCUACCAGAAAUCCACCGAGCUGCUCAUCCGCAAGCUGCCCUUCCAGCGUUUGGUCCGUGAGAUCGCUCAGGACUUCAAGACCGACCUGCGUUUCCAGAGCUCCGCCGUCAUGGCUCUGCAGGAGGCCAGCGAGGCUUAUCUGGUCGGUCUCUUCGAGGACACCAACCUGUGCGCCAUCCACGCCAAGAGGGUUACAAUCAUGCCCAAAGACAUCCAGCUGGCCAGAAGGAUCCGCGGAGAGAGAGCUUAAACUAUCUGCUCCUUAAACAACAUCCACAACGGCUCUUUUAAGAGCCACCUACCUCACACUAAAGAGCUCUAUCCU
Molecule: messenger RNA, 796 nt
Organism: Labrus mixtus (cuckoo wrasse)
Lineage: Eukaryota; Metazoa; Chordata; Actinopteri; Labriformes; Labridae
Product: histone H3
Exons: 1
Coding region: 311-721 (136 amino acids)
Cellular component (GO): nucleosome
Molecular function (GO): protein heterodimerization activity; structural constituent of chromatin; DNA binding
Source: RefSeq, a predicted model, not a curated record